UUUGGCCCUCACCAGUAGGAUGGUAGAUAAGCUGUGGUUCCGUACUAGUUAGUGUAAUAUUAAGCAAAAUGAUCCGUCGAAGUGUAACUCUGACAGUCCUUGGUGCCAUCUUGUUAGGAACAACGGAAGCCCUCAACUGCUAUUCUUGCAGUGGAAGUGAUUGUAUAAAUAGUGCCACCAUCGGUCAGCAGAUUCUUUGCAACGGAGUGUCGGAAAAGUGCUACACCAAGUUUAGUGGAUAUGUUCCCACCCAGCGAGGAUGUUGGUCGUCACUGGCCCAGACCGAGCAAAAUGCGUGUCCCGGAAAUGAUUGUGAAGUUUGCACCGAAGAUUCUUGCAAUCUGAUGAGCCGCUCGACCCAUAAGUGUACCGUGUGCUCCUCGGUGCUUAAUGAGAAGUGUGUCAGUGAUCCUUCCAGUUUGACCGCGGCACAGUGCGGAGCGGCCACACUGGACGUUACCGACAGUCAGUGCUAUUCGAGAGUUAUCGGCAGCGUUACGGAACGCGGUUGCGUCCAAUCGCAGUCCGACCUGGACAUCUGCGAUGGAUCGCUCUGCAAAACAUGUACGGGCGAGAACUGCAACAAUGGCGUAUAUCCAGCCGACAGACAAAAGUGUGUCAAGUGCACUGGAGCUGCGUGCAAUGCAGCGACAGACACCGGCUACUGUGACAAUCCGUCCGAGAGCUGUGUGAGCGUCCGACGUAGUGAUGGAACCGUUGCGAAAAACUGCGAGAGUUCGUUAGCUGAAACGGAUAAAUCUAUUUGCCAGACGAAUUCUGCCAGCUGCUCAUAUUGUGUCAACAAUGAAUGCAACAAGGGCACGGUCGAUUUCAGCGCCAGUCGUCGGUGUUACACUUGUCAAGGAACGGAUUGCCUCCGGUCGUCUGUGGAAAUCAAAGCUUGCCAGAAUGUUGACGAUGUUUGCUUCAGUUUAUUUGAUGGAUUCAAUCCGGUACGGCGAGGCUGCAAAGCAGAGCUCAGCAGUCAGGAUAAGGACGUCUGCGAUGACGCGGACGAUGUCAGCUGUGAGCUGUGCCUCACUGAUGGAUGCAAUCUGAACAGCCGACAGGAUCACCAGUGCCACUAUUGUUCAUCGGUUAUCAACGGUCAGUGCAUUACCAAUCCGAACUCUGUCGUGCGUUGUCCAGCACCGACCACCGAAGUUAGCGAAGAAGCCCAAUGUUACACGAGAGUCAUCGGAAUGGUUACCGAGCGAGGUUGUCUUGGGACACCUGCAGCCGACAUUGAGUGCAAAUCUUCCGAAAACUGCCAGAUGUGUGCUAUCGAAGAUGGGGCAGCCUGUAAUACGGGAAUAUUUCCGGCAGAUCGCAUCAAGUGUGUAGUUAACACAGCUUCGGACCAAUAUUGUCCGAAUCCCCAUGACAGUUGUGUGCAAAUUAUGCAGGGCAUCACUCGAAGCAAAAAGUGCCAGUCGUCAAUGACUGAUGCCGAAGUGUCCUUCUGUCAGGCAAACAGCAACAAGUGUGACUUCUGUACCGGCAAUAACUGCAACGCACAGGAUAAAACAUUCAACUAUCUCGAGUGUGUAUCGUGUACUUCUAGUAACGAUCCUGGUUGUAUAGGCAAUGCUUUGGCAAUCUCCAGUGUGGUACAAUGUACCACCUGUGUGACGAUCUACAGUUCUGCAGUCGUUCGACGCGGAUGCCUAUCUUCCCUGACAACGCAAGAACAACAGCAAUGUUCGACUCAAUCUUCAACGUGUAGCACCUGUAGCACCAAUCGGUGCAACACGGCUGUUCAUCCUGCCGAUCGUCUCGCCUGCUACACCUGUCAGGAAGGUUCCUGUUUUUCCCACGAUUCAAUCAAACUGGAGUACUGUCCAACCUACCAACAAGGUGAUAGUUGUAUGAUUCAAAUGGAUUCUUCCGGGAAACUGGUUCGCUUGGGAUGUAAAAGCGCACUUAGCUCUACUCAGGCUGCGACUUGCAAUGCAAACGCUGAUCUCUGCAAGACGUGUACCAGAGCAGGAUGCAACCAACCUUCUAAAUAUUUACCCAGAAGCAGUUGUGUACAAUGCAGUAGCGCACAUGAUCCGGACUGCAUCGGUAAAGCAUCCAAACUGGAUGCCGAACCUUGCAGUGAUCCAUUGAACACCCAAUGUUAUUCAAGACUUCUUACAAGCUCUGUAACUGAACGAGGAUGCGUCAAUGAUCUGGACUCUGCAGCCCUGGCGCUAUGCGCACGAGGCACUGACUGCAGCUUGUGUUCCUCACCCACCGGCAAAUGCAACUCUUUGGAAUAUCCCGAUGGUUGGAGAAGAUGUUUUCAGUGUGACUCGACGCAGGAUUCGGCCUGUAAAAAUGCCCAAACCGGUACGGCCCCUUACUGCGCUACCUACAGCAGUAGCGAUCAGUGCUACACGAUCGUACAACAGGAUGGACGCACAAUACGGAAAUGCUCUCCCACUAACCCUGCCGAGUGCGCUGGUUCUUCGCGGUGUGAAGUGUGCCUGUUCAACGAGUGUAACAAUCGAAUUUCUACGGACAUCACACCCACGGUAAGCACAACGAUGCAACCACCGACAUCGACUCGUAAGCCUAAUCCAGCCAGCCGACCAGGUAACUCACUGCUUGCAGUUCUACUCUCGUUUACGGUUGCAUUUUGUGUGAGACGAACUUCGUUCGUUAGUUAAAAUGAUUCAAAAAUAAAUGCGCCAUAAUCUAGUAAAA
Molecule: messenger RNA, 2691 nt
Organism: Wyeomyia smithii (pitcher-plant mosquito)
Lineage: Eukaryota; Metazoa; Arthropoda; Insecta; Diptera; Culicidae
Product: prion-like-(Q/N-rich) domain-bearing protein 25
Exons: 8
Coding region: 69-2654 (861 amino acids)
Source: RefSeq, a predicted model, not a curated record